This is a messenger RNA of Mugil cephalus (flathead mullet), 4357 nucleotides long. It is a transcript of the gene bcar3, whose product is annotated as BCAR3 adaptor protein, NSP family member. Gene Ontology annotation, biological process: small GTPase-mediated signal transduction; positive regulation of peptidyl-serine phosphorylation. The record is from RefSeq and is a predicted model, not a curated record. Gene Ontology annotation, molecular function: phosphotyrosine residue binding; guanyl-nucleotide exchange factor activity. NCBI's taxonomy places the organism in Eukaryota, Metazoa, Chordata, Actinopteri, Mugiliformes, Mugilidae. The coding region runs from base 246 to 3209 and encodes 987 amino acids. The transcript has 17 exons.
GGAGGAGGGGUUGUGUGCUCGCAAAUCACUCCCCAGAGGGAGAAAAGAGGAGGGCAGGGCUUGCGAUUGUGCAGCGCUACUUGUUGUUGCCUGUCUGAAGGAGUGUGAGUGUUUUCCAGCCGGUCGGCAAGUCAGCCUAGCGUUGUCACUCAAACUAUGAAAGGGGACAGAAGCAUUAAUAUCAAAAGAUAAAAUAAGAGCAAAGAUCACAGGAGACGGAGAAGUGGUCACUGACAGAGUGGAGGAUGAUGGCGGAGGGUCGUUUUGCCAGUCUGCCCAGGUCCCUCCAUGCUCACCACACUCUUGGAGGAGGCACAGCCCACCCUGGAGUACCCAGCAGCUCCAUAGGUGCCCCCGGCACUGUCACCUGCUCCUCCAGGAGGCUCCAGGCUUCUCUGGCCUCCUCCAUGGACCUCAUCAGCUCCAGAUCUGGCCUCCCUACAGGACAGAGCGGCAGCCUGGUUGAGGCGCAGUCUGCUUCCCACCAGCCGGUCUCCAUUCACGGGACUCUGCCUCGACGCAAGAGAGGAGGGGCCAACCUCAACCACGGAAACUACACUUGGGACCCCAAAGCCAAUCACACGCAACCAUCACUUUGCGGAAACUCGUUAACUUCUCCUGGGUACAUCCAUCAGCCCAUGACGUCUCCGCUGGUCCAGAAUGCCAUCGAUGACUUCCGUGGUUACAGGGAGCCAGCUGCCGGCCUGGACGCCGCCGUGGACUAUGUUAAGUUCUCCAGAGACCAGUUCAUCCUGGACUGUCCUUCAGAGAAGCUCCGCAAAGAGCUUGAGGAAGAGCUGAAGAUGAACUGCGAGGAGCCGAGAAGCCACGCGUGGUACCACGGAGCGAUUCCCAGACAGGUUGCGGAAAACUUGGUGCAGCGCGAUGGAGAUUUCUUGAUCCGCGAUUCACUGUCCAUUCCAGGAAGUUACGUUCUGACGUGUCAGUGGCGAAACGCUGCUCAGCACUUUAAAAUCAACAAGAAGGUGGUGAUGCUGAAUGAGGCUUACUCCAGAGUCGAGUACCGGUUAGACAGAGAAGGGUUCGACAGCAUCCCUGCACUCAUCAGAUACUACGUUGGCAACAGGAAACCUGUCUCUCAGGUGGUAGGUGCCAUCAUCUUCCAGCCCAUCAACAGGGGGCUGCCGCUGCGCUGCUUGGAGGAAAAGUACGGACUGUCGAGUAAUCACCGAGAGGCUCUGAUGGCGCAGGAGAGGCUUCAGAAACGCCUGAGCCUCAACAUCACCAACGGACACGCACACGACAACACACACUCCGGCCACGACGGCUCACCCUGUCAGGACAACGGCUUGACCAGAAGCAGCCAGCUCAGGUUGAAGGAUCGCUGUGGCAGCCAACCAGCGAGUCUCAACCAAGUCCAGGAGAGGCGACGCCCGCUCAAGGCGCACCAGUCUGAAAGCUUCCUGCCUCUCGGAUCCAAACCUCAGCCCCAGCAGCCGCCCGACCCGCUCCUCUCCAGCUCCAGCCCCAAGUCUCCGGUGUUUCGGACGGGCAGCGAACCAGCGCUCAGCCCCUCUGUCACCCGGAGGUCAGCAGAGCUUCUGGCAGGUCAGGCGAUCCGGGGCUCCGACAGUCAGCUGUGUCCCAAACCGCCUCCCAAACCCAGCAAAGUGCCUCUGGCUCGGCUGCCUCGCUCCGCCUGCUUCCAGCCGCCGGUUCAGCGCUCGAACGUCACAGACUCCUCCUCCUCCACCUCCUCCUCCAACCUCACCGCACCUUCCCUGGACUCCACAUGUUUGGAGACUCUAGGUUCUGCCUGGAGGAGUGGAGCCUCCACAGCUCCUCCUGUUCCUCCGGUGAAGCCCCUGAAGUUAAAGCAUCAGCUCCUGCCCCUAGACCCCCUCAGCUCCCCCACUUCCGUAGUUCAACCCGCCGAGGGUGUUCAGUAUCCAGAUCCGGAGGCGUUGGCGGUGGCGGGACGGGCCGACCGGCUGCGGCUGAGCCCCGCAGACCCGAGGUCCCGCAGCCCGUUGGAGUGGGAGCAGCCCGACAGCCCACAGCACCUUCAGCCGACGCUCUGCAGCUACGUGGAGAGGCUGAAGAGGGAGGCGGAGAGGGGAAGAGAGGCGGACGGGGAGGAGAAGGAGGCGGAUGGACGCAGAGGCCUGGACAGAAGCUCCUACCAUCACGCCAUCGCCGCUUUGGAGAACACCAGCGAGGAAGAGGAGGACGACGGCGUGAGGGGGGAGGAGGAGGAGGAGGAGAGGAGGGAAAGGGAGAGGAGCGCCUUCAAGAGGCCCGUCAUAGAGACGGAGUCGACGUUCAGGCCGGCUGAGUUCGGAUCCAGGCUCCUUCCUCCGGAAAACAAGCCGCUGGAGAUGGUGGUUCUGAAGAAAGCGAAGGAGCUGUUGCUCAACCACGACCACCACAGCAUAGCCAGACACCUGCUGAUGGCCGACUGCCAGGUUGCGAGGAUCCUCGGGGUGACUCCGGAGCUUAAAGGUCAGAUGGGCGUCUCCUCCGGUCUGGAGCUGGUGACGCUGCCUCACGGCCGACAGCUGAGGCUGGACCUGAUGGAAAGGCACCAAACCAUGGUGAUAGGCGUUGCCGUGGAUAUUCUGGGAUGUACGGGCAGCGUGGAGGAGCGGGCGUCCACCUUAAACCGCAUCAUCCUGGUGGCGAUGGAGCUGAAGGACACGGUGGGCGACCUGUUCGCCUUCACUGCCCUGAUGAAGGCUCUGGACCUGCCGCAGAUCGGCCGCUUGGAGGAAACGUGGACGGCUCUACGAAGGAGCUUCACGCAGACGGCCAUCAGCUACGAGAAAACACUCAAACCUUUCUACAAGAAUCUGUACGAAGGCGCAGCCACAAAUCCUCCAGUCGUCUGUGUGCCACACCUGCUGCCUCUCCUCACCUUGAUGGAGCGUCCGUCGAUCACAACUGAGGGGGCGGAGCUCUGGGAGACCAGCGACCAGGGCUGCGACAUCAUGCUGCGCCACCUGGAGGCGGCACGCAACGUCGCCCACAACGCACAGAGCUACACAGCCAAAGCACAGCAGAUCUUACAAGGGAUCCAGUGCGACGAGGACCUGCUCGAAGUCUUUAAGACGGACUUCCAGCUGCGGCUGCUGUGGGGAAGCCGGGGGGCAACGGUCAACCAAUCGGAUCGCUACAGCAAAUUCAACCUCAUCCUCACCGCGUUGUCACGGAAACUGGAGCCCCCUCCUAAAACGCAAACCUUAAUCUGACCUAAUCCAAGCGCAUUAACACACGACAGAGUAGCAUCAGCCUGGGUCAGACGAGACGGGAAGAUACAGGUGGGGAGGCGUCAGGAUAAGAUGUCAAACAUCUGGACUCGCUGGAACGCAGCAGCUGCACAAGACACUCGAUACGGAGCCUGUCGAGCUGCUGAAGGAGCCAACGGAGAAAAUGUCUGCUGAAGCAAUGUGAGCCACAGCCACGUCAAACUCAUUUUAUCAAGUUUAUCGCCUGGAGUUUUCAUCUCCAGGUCUUGUACAGUGUGGACAACGCCAGGAUGAGAAAAUUAAAGAUUUAAUGCAUCAGCUGAGAAAACAGGAAAAGGUUGUUCCACCCUCACAAUUUAUCCAGAGAAGACAAAUGGUUUGAAAGGGGAGGUGGACUGAGAUAUAAUCUGCCAUUCACCCGUUCACAUCUGAAUGCCAAUGAACAGUCAUUAGCAUUAGCACAUCAUGUAAAUCGUCCAGUUUCAGGUUAGGAGCUGGUGCUUACAGACUCUCGCUACAGAUGUUCCAAAUAAAACCCACCAGUGAUUUAAAACUGAAGGAGCUACUUGGUUUAAGCAAAAAAAUAUAUGGAUAUAGCAUGACCUGGAUGAUUAAUUAGCGGUAAAUCAGGUUUUCCGUCGCUGAGACACGUCCAUGUAUUUUUGUAGUUAAAAUGUAGCUCGUCCACGUCCUGCCAAAAUGAAGCGAGUGGCACUUUAAAGGGAUGCGUGAUAUUAAAAUGUUGCUGCACUGUUUUACUUUUCAAGAGGCAAAUAUCGGAAUAUUAUUUUGUUUCAAGACGUCGCUAUACCCUGAUUCCUGUUCAGAGUGUACGAUAGAGCCGUCAAAUCACAGAGAAGAAACAAGAGACGGUGCGACCUGUCGGCUGUAAACACGUCUGAUGAGUUUGUUGCUGGAUUAACAAGCAGAAAAUGGUUCAACACUUUAAGAUAAAUGACAUAUACAUUAUAAAUAUAUAUGUGUGUGUGUGUGUAUCUGAACUAAAGCUGUACAUAAUAUUCAAAGCAUGUUAAUAAUAGACUGUACAUACGUUCUGUAGAAGACUGACUGUAAAGAAGUUGCUGAUGAAUUUUAAUAUGUUUAUAUUAUUAUGAACUACUGUCAAGAUUUAAUAAAUACUCUGUAUGAUC